AGUUUCAGUUGAUUUUUUUGGAGCUUCCUUCAGGCUUGCACAGGUGAUGCAAUGUCUUCAGGUGUCAUUGAUGAACUGAUUACCUUGGCUGAGAUAAAAGCAGCUUUCUGGGGUUCACUCUAUAGUUGAGCUCUGCUGUGGAAACACUGAUUUCUGCCUAACGAUGUCUGGCCGGGGAAAGAAGGCUGCAUCCAAGUCAACAUCUGCAAUGUCCCGUUCCACCAGAGCAGGAAUCAGUUUCCCCGUAGGCCGCAUCCACAGGCUGCUCAGAAAAGGCAACUAUUCAGAAAGGAUUGGCAUAGGUGCUGCAGUGUACCUCUCUGCCAUCCUAGAGUACCUCUGUGCUGAAAUCCUGGAACUAGCUGGAAACGCAAGUCGUGACAACAAGAAGCAGCGCAUUGCUCCACGUCACAUCUUGCUGGCUGUAAAGAAUGAUGAUGAGCUCAACCACUUACUGGCAGGAGUCACUAUCUCAGAGGGUGGGGUGAUCCCAAACAUCCAGGCAAGCCUCCUCCCAAAGAAGACCAAAGUUGCAAAGGAAGAUGGCAAAGAUGCUAAAGAUGUCCAAUCUCAAGAAUUUUAACUUAUUUUCUUUUUGUAAACUUGUGUAAUUUUUAACGAAUCUGUAAUGUCCUUUAAACUUGAACUGAAAGCACUCUUAACAUAAUAAAGCUUCGCAAGCAUUUAACCUUAA
Girardinichthys multiradiatus is the source of this 694-nucleotide messenger RNA. Its product is annotated as late histone H2A.2.2-like. Lineage: Eukaryota; Metazoa; Chordata; Actinopteri; Cyprinodontiformes; Goodeidae. Gene Ontology annotation, cellular component: nucleosome. Gene Ontology annotation, molecular function: DNA binding; protein heterodimerization activity; structural constituent of chromatin. The transcript has 2 exons. The coding region runs from base 164 to 583 and encodes 139 amino acids. The record is from RefSeq and is a predicted model, not a curated record.